GAAGAUGCGCACGAGUUCUUGCGCGCGCUACUGGGUACUCUUACCAUGAGUGGACAGAAUAAAUCCCUCAGCAGUCUUUUUGACGGGCUUCUCGAGUCGGCUGUCACCUGUCAAACCUGCCGGAGACCAUCGCUCACGCGCGAUCGAUACAUGGACUUAUCGCUCGAUAUACAAGCGGAACAAAUAGAAACCCUAACGGACGCUUUGCACGAGUUUACGAAAACUGAACUGUUGAAUGGAGAAAACAAGGUAAAUUGUGGAAGAUGCGGAACAAAGCGAAUUGCUACGAAAGGAUUAAGGCUCGCGACAGCCCCUUCCAUCCUGGUUUGCCAUUUUAAGCGCUUCGCCUUUGACCGCUUCGGCAAUGUGGCGCGGCUAUCCAGGAAGGUGCAGUUUCCUUUGAGACUCGAGAUUGGAGCGUACAUGUCCCGGGUCAAUAAGGCUCGGCCACCGCCCUACGAUUUAGUGGCCGUUUUGGUACAUCAAGGUCAGAGCUGUGAACGCGGGCACUACGUCGCCUUUGUCAAAAAGCAUGGUGAAUGGUUCGAGUGCAACGAUGAGCGGGUCACU
This is a messenger RNA of Phaeodactylum tricornutum CCAP 1055/1, 570 nucleotides long. RefSeq lists its product with no specific name. Gene Ontology annotation, molecular function: cysteine-type deubiquitinase activity; cysteine-type endopeptidase activity. NCBI's taxonomy places the organism in Eukaryota, Bacillariophyta, Bacillariophyceae, Surirellales, Neidiaceae. Gene Ontology annotation, cellular component: nucleus; cytosol. The annotation marks the transcript as partial. The record is from RefSeq and is a predicted model, not a curated record. Gene Ontology annotation, biological process: protein deubiquitination. The transcript has a single exon.